Hydra vulgaris (swiftwater hydra) is the source of this 2406-nucleotide messenger RNA. RefSeq lists its product as uncharacterized. The record is from RefSeq and is a predicted model, not a curated record. NCBI's taxonomy places the organism in Eukaryota, Metazoa, Cnidaria, Hydrozoa, Anthoathecata, Hydridae.
AUCGUUAAAAGAUAACAGUUCUCUUCUCGGACAGAGAUCUAGUCAAACAAUGACUUUAUUAAUUGUCCUGCCUUUGUUGAUUGGUGAUAAAGUACCAAGUGACUCUGAACACUGGAAACUUUUGCUGCUACUGUUAAAAAUUUCAAACAUUGUAUUUUCACCUGCAGUCCACAAAUCUGACAUGACAUACUUAGCUGCUUUGAUUGCUGACCAUAACUCACUGUUCAAAAAUCUUUUUCCAAAUAAGAAUUUAAUGUACAAACACCACAGGCUUAUACAUUAUCCAAGUCUAAUCCUAAAAAAUGGGCCACUAGCCAGGAUGUGGUGUAUGGAUGUAUGCGUUUUGAAGCCAAACACAAUUUUGUUAAGAGAAUAGCCCACAUUGUGUGCAAUUUUCGUAACAUUGCGUACACUCUUGCAUUUCGUCAUCAACUUGCACAAUGUAGUCAGUGGUGGAAAAAAACUGGUUUUAAACAAAGUCUUGUUGUGGGCACAUUUACAGAAACACUUUUAUAUCUUGUGCCAAAUGGAGAAACAAUAUCAUCACAUUUCGCAGAUAAACAUGUUGUUGUAUAUAUUGCAAAUUUUAUUGAAGCCUAUGGUACUGUUUACAAACCUGGAAUGUCACUAAUAGCAGACAUUAAUGAACAUGGAGAGCCAACUUUUAUUUGUAUAGACAAGAUUGUGAUAAUGGACAAAAAAGCUCAUUUGUUAUGUCUUAAUUUUAGGCUAAUUCAGUUUGAUGAGCAUCUUCACAGCUACACUGUAACUUGUGAUGACACCAACACUGUCAGCUGUUACACACUUGAUAGUUUGCAUGAUUAUCAUCCUGUUUUUUCAGAAUGUACAGCCUCCUUGUCUUAUCAAUACCAAUGAAGCAUAUAUACCUUUAGAAAGCUCUGCAUCUACAUAUACUGAUGUAAGACAGUCUAUUGAACCAACAACAACAAUCACAACAGAUCAAACAAGUUUUAAUGUUGUCAGCAGUUCUUCUAGUUCACAUCAAUGUCAAUAUAAGUUUGACAUUGACUCUAUGUUGAAAGAUCACCCUAAAGGUGCAUCAAUCUUAUCCGAAUAUGAACGAACCGGGCAGUUAGUCUUGAUGAAAGAUCUUUUUGUGCGUAUUAUUGUUGGAAAUCUUGUAAAAGAUAGUAACUGCUAUCCCAAUACAGAGAAAAAAAAGGCUUUAGCACUAGAAGUGAUAAACCGCUUUCCAACCUUAAGAAGUGGUAAUGGUGAUGGUUAUGAUGCUUACUUCAGACAGUAUGUUGAAGUAUUACGAAACGGAAAAGUUAAAAAAUAUUCCCCAUCAGGCUAUAUUGAAGAGCGUUUGAAAACGCUGAGAAAACAACUGCCAAUUACUGACAAGCCACACAAGCCGCAUCAGAAGCGCCUAAGAACAGAUGCAGUUGAUCUAGUCAAUGGACCCAUAACAGAGUAUUUUACAGAAGAUGAAAGGGUGCUCACCCAUGAACUUUUAAACGAGACACCUAACGAGAAUCGCAUAAAAAUUAUUAUGACAUCAACUUAUGAAAGUCGCAGUCUCUGGGUGAGGGAAGGAAGACCUCCAAUAAAAACAUUUUUUUCAUCAUUUCCCCCAUUAAGAAAUAUUUACUCAUCUGCGUUUGAAGAGGAAUUCUGCAGAAGUGCACCCAACAGCAAACGGUUAGUGGAUGGGCUGGGAGACUUUUUUUGGGAGAGGUUUUUCACGGAUCCUUUUGUAUGCCAAAGGAAAACGCAAAGGGUUGUCAACCGAUCUUACAAUAUUACUUGACGAAAUAGCAGCUAACAACAACCUACUUGAAGAUACCAAAGAAGAAUACGCUCUAUUACUACUUCCACUUAUGUUAACGGUUCCUAUGCGAAAUCGGCAACGUGCCUCGGUUGCUGAAGUUUGCAAGCGAUUUAUCCAGCUUCAUCCUUAUGGAACUUCAAUGGACGAAAUUCUUUCUAAAAUCAAAAGUGACAGUAUUAAACAAUCAAUAAUUAUUGCAUUGGGUGUAACUGGCAACAUUAGCCGAUCCUUUAUUGUUGUAGAAAACGAAGUUAUUGAAUCGUGUUGUAUGGUAUCUGAUGUUGAUAAGUGUUUCAAGCUACACUACAUCGGUCAAAUUGAGUACGACCAAAGUGUUAGUCAUGUUUGGCAGUUUUUGCAAGUGCAUUUUUAUGGGAUCUUAGAUAAUGUUCCUAUCUCAGAAUGUGUACGAGAUCUUGUUACUUUUUUAAAAGCACGUUAAAUAUGUUUGACACUCUUUUAAAUAAGCAACAUCUGCACAUAUUGUGAUAUAGAAAAUUUAUUAAUUGUUAUUCAAAUGCACGCAUCAACAAAAUCUUUUUUAUUUUAUUUGCAGUAUAUACUAAAAACUGUAAUGUUUGUAAUUAUGAUAAUAACUUUUUUUAACUUAA